Molecule: messenger RNA, 3257 nt
Organism: Acromyrmex echinatior (Panamanian leafcutter ant)
Lineage: Eukaryota; Metazoa; Arthropoda; Insecta; Hymenoptera; Formicidae
Product: insulin-degrading enzyme
Biological process (GO): peptide catabolic process
Cellular component (GO): cytosol; mitochondrion
Molecular function (GO): metal ion binding; metalloendopeptidase activity
Source: RefSeq, a predicted model, not a curated record
AAAGCGAGUGCGCUUGUCACUCGUCAUCGUCCUACAUAUACUUGACAAGAACAUCGGUCCUGUUUAUAUCGUGAUCAGCCGCGUCAUCAUAUCGAAUGUUUACAUCAGUCAUUAAAUCGAAGUGGUUUGAUACAAUUGGCAAUUUUGCAGCUCCCUUGGUGGACGAUUUUAUGACAAUAUUGGGAGACUGUCAGGAGUUCCUGAUCAAAUUUCAUUGACGUGUCGACGUACUUAUCCUCAACACGACGCCAAGUGACUUUAUCACCUUUUUCUUUCUUUUACGAGAAAUCAAAUUUCUGAAUUUAUUGCUCCGGUGACCAAUAUGUCGACUGAACGUGUGGAAAAGCGAUGUGAUGAUAUAAUAAAAUCACAAAAUGAUGAUCGAUUAUAUAGAGGUUUAGUACUUACUAAUAAAAUGAAAGUUAUUUUAAUAAGUGAUCCAACAACUGAUAAAAGUGCUGCUGCAAUGGACAUUAAUGUUGGCUCUAUGUGUGAUCCAGAUGAUCUACCUGGAUUAGCGCAUUUUUGUGAACAUAUGUUGUUCCUAGGAACGAAAAAAUACCCUCAACAGAAUGAUUACAAUAAAUUUCUGUCACAGAAUGGUGGUAUGAGUAAGGCAAUAACACAUUUAGAUCACACCAUCUAUUAUUUCGAUGUAAGUUUCGAGAAAUUAAAAGGCGCUUUAGAUCGUUUUGCUCAAUUUUUCUUGACGCCUCUCUUUACGGAGAAUUUGAUUGAGCUAGAACUAAAUGCCAUAAAUUCAGAACACGAGAAAAAUUUAGCGGAUGAUUCGCAGCGAGUUAAUCAUUUAAUAAAGUCAUCUGCGAACUCACAUCAUCCGUUUUCAAAAUUCUCCACAGGAAAUAGAGAAUCAUUAGACACAAUACCGAAACAAAAGGGUAUUAAUGUUCGAAAUAAACUAUUAGAGUUUUAUGAAAAAUAUUAUUCUGCAAACAUUAUGUCACUGUCUGUUCUUGGCAAAGAGAGUUUAGAUGAACUCGAAAAUAUGGUAGUGGAUCUAUUUUGUGAGGUACGAAAUAAGGAAAUUCAAGUUCCAACAUGGCCUGAACAUCCAUUUAAGGAUGAACAUUUUCGCACUAUGUGGUACAUUGUUCCGAAAACGUAUAUAAGAAGUUUAAACAUUGAGUUUCCUUUACCAGACAUGCAUCGACAGUCUUCGCCUGAACAUUACGUUUCUUAUUUGCUUCAACAUGAAAGAAAAGGUUCAUUAUUAUCAGUUUUGAGAGCUAAGAAAUGGGGUAACUACCUAAAAUCCACACAACGUGCACAAUCCGCCAGAGGUUUCAGUAUUUUCAAUAUUUUUAUCGAUUUAACCAAAAAAGGUAUUAAGCAUAUCGAAGAUAUUAUUCUACUAGUGUUUCAGUAUAUCAAUAUGCUUAAGUUGGAAGAACCAAGCAAAUGGAUUUACGAUGAAUAUAGAGAUAUUGACAAUAUAAAGUUUUAUUUUAAAGAAAAGUCUUCGCCUCGUACUCAUGUUAAAUUUACGGUUCGAGCAUUGCAAGAAUUUCCCAUGAAUGAAAUUUUGUGCGCGUGUGUUAAUCCUGAAUGGCGGCCGGACUUAAUAAAAAAAAUAAUAGGAUAUUUGACCCCACAAAAUGUUAGGAUUUACAUAACUGCAAAAGAAUAUGAAAAUAUAGCUGAUGAAAUUGAAAGUUGGUAUGGCACUAAGUAUAAGAAAGUGAAGGUAUCCAAGAAAAUAAUGGACAUGUGGAACUCCCCUGGUUUUAACGACGACCUGAAAUUGCCUCCCAAGAAUGAAUUUAUAGCAACUAUAUUUGAUAUCAAGCCACAAAUUAACGUUGUAAAGUUUCCCAUUAUUUUGAAGGAUACAUCAUUUGUAAAACUUUGGUAUAAAAAGGACGAUGAAUUUCUUGUGCCUAAAGCAAAAAUGAUCUUCGAUUUUUUUAUCCCAUUUGCCCAUGUGGAUCCCCUUAGUUGCAAUUUCACUUAUAUGUUUAUUAAUCUGUUUCGUGAAUCUCUUAACGAAUAUACAUAUGCUGCUAAUUUAGCUGGUUUACAAUGGGAACUUAACAGUUUUAAAUAUGGAAUAACACUCUCUAUAGAUGGUUAUGAUGACAAACAACAUGUGCUGUUAGAAAAAAUCAUGGAUCGAAUGAUAAAUUUUGAAGUUGAUCCGAAGAGAUUUGAAAUCCUAAAGAAAAAAUAUAUCUGGAAAUUGACAUCUGAAGGUUUAACUUUUAAACUGCUUCAUGAACAUGCUAUCAAUUAUCUUGUAAACCUAUUAGAAGGGCAACAAUGGCUCCGGGAAGAAUUACUGGAAGCUACUACCUAUUUAGAUGUCAGGGGAUUCAAGCGACAUAUAUUACAGCUAUUCAAUAAGAUGCACAUCCAGUGCUUAAUAUAUGGUAAUGUGACUGAAAUGGAAGCUAUAGAUAUACUUGAACUAAUUGAGUUUAAGUUGAUGACUGGAGUGCCCAACAUAAUACCCUUGUUAGAACAGAAAUUAGAAUUGUCCCGUGAAAUUAAACUAGAAAAUGGUUGCCACUUUCUGUUUGAAGUAAAAAAUGAUUUAUAUAAAAGUUCUUGUACAAUAGUAUAUUAUCCAACUGGUUUACAAUCAAUAGAAUCGAAUAUGCUCUUAGAGCUCUUAGCACAAAUUAUUGCGGAACCUUGCUUUAAUACUUUAAAAACUAAGGAACAAUUAGAUUAUAUAGUAUUAAGUGAUAUACAUAGAUCGAAUAAAGCACAAGGCUUGCGAAUCAUUGUACAAAGUGAUAAACACCCGCAAUAUGUCGAAAAACGAAUCAAUUUAUUUUUACACUCCAUGUUGAAUCACAUAUCUACUAUGACAGAAGAGCAAUUUGAAGAAAAUAAGAAAGCUUUAGCUGUACGUUUGGGAAAACCAAACAGGUUGUCUGCAAGGUGUAUUUUAUACUGGAAUGAGAUUAUAAACCAACAAUGUAACUUCGAUCGAGUCAAUAUUGAAGCGGCUUACUUAAAGACGAUAUCACAGCAGCAAUUACUUAAUUUCUUUAAAGAAAAUGUACAUAGUAAGGAUCGAUGUAAAUUGUCGGUACAUCUGAUAUCCACGGUGUCAUCGAAAAAGAGCUCACCUGAGAACACAAUUGAAAAAACUGUCGAUUUAUCAACUGAUGAAGAAGUUAAGAAAAUUGACAAUAUUUUAUCAUUUAGAAAUAGUCAAUUUUUGUGUCCUCUAAUUAAUCCGUUUGAAGACUAUUUUCUCAGGAAACGUUCUAAGUUAUAAAAAACGUGAC